This is a messenger RNA of Debaryomyces hansenii CBS767, 690 nucleotides long. It is a transcript of the gene RHO3, whose product is annotated as Rho family GTPase. NCBI's taxonomy places the organism in Eukaryota, Fungi, Ascomycota, Pichiomycetes, Serinales, Debaryomycetaceae. The coding region runs from base 1 to 690 and encodes 229 amino acids. Gene Ontology annotation, molecular function: GTP binding; GTPase activity. Gene Ontology annotation, biological process: small GTPase-mediated signal transduction. The record is from RefSeq and is a predicted model, not a curated record. The transcript is spliced from 2 exons.
AUGCCUCUUUGUGGCGGUGGUCAAAAUACGAUUCAACGUAAAAUAGUAAUUCUAGGUGAUGGUGCGUGUGGUAAGACGUCAUUGUUGAAUGUUUUCACAAGAGGGUACUUUCCACAGGUGUAUGAACCUACUGUGUUCGAAAACUACGUACAUGAUAUUUUCAUAGAUGGCCAAUCGGUUCAAUUAUCCUUGUGGGAUACGGCUGGACAGGAAGAAUUUGACAGAUUAAGAUCGCUUUCGUACUCAGAUACGCAUUGUAUCAUGUUGUGUUUCUCUAUAGAUUCUCCAGACUCGUUAGAGAACGUCCAAUCGAAAUGGGUUGGUGAGAUUGCAGACCAUUGCGAGGGUGUCAAAUUGGUGUUAGUGGCUUUAAAGUGUGAUUUGAGAAAUAACGAAGAUACAGAUGUGGACCAAAAUGGAGGAAACGCAGGAGGGGCAGAAGAUGAAUCGUUCAACCCAUAUUCGCAAUCGUCUUCAAAUCCAUACCAACAACAGAAACGAUUAAUAAGUUACGAAGAGGGCUUGGCUGUCGCCAAAAAAGUCGGUGCUUUGAGAUACUUAGAAUGCUCGGCCAAAAAGAAUAGAGGUGUUAACGAGGCUUUCUCUGAAGCGGCUAGAUGUGCUCUUAACGCCAAACCAAAAGGUGCUAAUGAUAAUGAACCAGAAAAAAAAAGUUGUGUUAUAAUGUAA